AUUAUUUUCCGAGUUUCAUCCACAGCCACAGUGCAAAUUACGGCCGCACGUUAAUAAAUUAAGAAUACAUAACAAAUAACAAUGCUAAACUAAAGUUAAAACCUACCCCUACACGUUCAUCAACUUAAUUUAAGUGUUAAAGUAGUUCUAAAGUGUCGUUUAAGUCUUUCCAAAAUAAGCCUAACUAAAGCUGAAAAAAGGAGAAAAACUCGCUGUCGUCGUCGCCGUCGCCGCUGUCGUUGUCAUUGUCACCUAUAAAGUGUGGUUCUAUCUCUGCUAGAAUUUGGAAUUCGAUUCAAUGUGUGUUCCCAUUGCUGCGUUUGCCCUUCUGCAUACGAACUAAAUAAAAUACAGAAUACAAAAAUACAUUUCGCACUGCGAACAGCAAGAGCAAGAAGCUGCUUAACAAGAUGCAACAUCAUGUGCAUGCGACGCGGGCAGCGCCGCAUCUCCGCGCUGGACACCAUCACAGUCACAUGGCGAUGCCACCGCAUGCGCCACAUCCACAUGCUGCAGGCAUGGAGCAGCAUUUGGGAGCACUCGCGGCGGCAACAGUUGCAUCACAGCAGCAACAACAGCAGCAGCAGCAACAGGCGCCACAGCAGCAACGCGAUGCUCAUCAUGGACGGCUAAAUCAUCAUCUUCAUCAGCAUCAUCUCGCCCAGCAACAGCAGCAGCAGCAACAGCCGCCGCCGCCGCAACAAUCGAAUGCCGCGUAUCACAAUAACAACAACAGCCACAGCCACAAUAACAACAGCAAUAAUAACAAUCAAAUGCAAAAGAUACGACAACAACAUCAGCAUCUCAACACAACCAAUGGCCACCUAACAAAACCGCCACCUCCUCCGCAGGCCUACAAUCACAUGGCACCCAAUCCGGCUGGGAUUGCAUACAGUCAACUGCCACCACAUCACACACACAUGGCACACAUGGGCAGCUAUGCAGCACAGGCGCCGCCUCCGCCGCCACCCACAGUGUUGAGCAACAAGCAACAUUACUAUCUCAGCGCAGCAAAGCCUUCCAAGUACAACAACAACAACGCAGGCAACCACAACAACAACAGCAACAACUAUGCACAGCAUGCACCCAAACAAAUACUACAGAACACAUAUCGCAAUGCUGGCAAGAGCAAUGGCCAAGCAGCAGCUGUCGCUACGGAGGCAACAGCAGUGACAGUUGCUGUGGCCGCAGCACCAACAGUUGUUGCUGCCACGGAACACGCGCUGCCCACCACCACUCUAAGGAUUGUGGGCAGCUGUAGGAACAGCAAUGGCGACAACAUUGUCAUUGCCAGCGAGGAGAUUUGCGAGUUGCCUGCAGCGGAGACGCCAGACAACUGUGAUCCUUUGCCAUUGGCUGAGGAUUGCAACAGCAGCACAGAACACAUUGAUGCGGCGGGAAAUCUGCCCAAUGAGGACAGUAGUGCUGCACGCAAUUCCAAGGACAAGACGCCUAUGUGCUUGGUCAACGAAUUAGCCAGAUAUAAUAAGAUCACACAUCAAUAUCGCUUGACGAGCGAACGUGGUCCGGCACAUUGCAAGACGUUCACGGUGACGUUGAAGCUGGGUGAGGAGGAGUAUUCGGCAGAUGGCUUUAAGAUUAAAAAGGCGCAACAUUUGGCCGCCUCGAAGGCCAUCGAGGAAACCAAAUACAAGCAUCCGCCGCCGAAGAUACGACGUAACGACGAAGGCAGCUCCUCGCGCACGCACAUCACGCCCACCGUUGAGUUGAAUGCGCUGGCCAUGAAGCUGGGCCAACGCACCUACUAUGUGCUGGAUCCGACGCAAAUGCCACCAGCGGAUGCCAUGCUGCCACCGGAAUAUGCCACACCAUUGCUGCCAACACCAGCGGCAGGCUUACCGCCGCCUCCGCCACCACCGCCUUAUGCUUUGCGCCGCAACACCAAUGCUGCUGGGGGCUAUGUGCUAGCUGCGCCGCCCAUGCAUCCCCAUCAUCCACAUGUUGCGCUGCCCGCACAGCGUGGCAUCUAUGGACCACAGCGUCCGUAUCCAGCCAAGUAUCAGUCGCGCUAUGCGCUGGCGCCUUCACUGGGGCCACAUAUGCUGGCCGGACCACAUGGACCGUAUGCGCCGCCAUUGCCGGUGACGCCCAGCAAGAUCACACUGUUCGUGGGCAAGCAAAAGUUCGUGGGCAUUGGACGCACAUUGCAGCAGGCGAAACACGAUGCGGCGGCGCGAGCUUUGCAAGUGUUGAAGACGCAAUCAAACAGCACAUCGGCUGAGGCGCUGGACGAUUCAAUGGACGAAGGCGACAAGAAGUCACCCAUCUCGCAGGUGCACGAGAUCGGCAUCAAGCGCAACAUGACGGUGCAUUUCAAGGUGUUGCGCGAGGAGGGACCAGCGCACAUGAAGAACUUUAUAACGGCCUGCAUUGUGGGCUCCAUUGUCACCGAGGGCGAGGGCAACGGCAAGAAGUUGUCCAAGAAGCGGGCGGCUGAAAAGAUGCUCAGUGAAUUGCAGAAACUGCCGCCGUUGACGCCAACGAAACAGACGCCUAUCAAGCGGACCAAACUGAAGACGCCCGGCAAGGGAGGAGCAGUGAGUGCCGCAGCUGUGGCAGCUGUUGCUGGCAUUGCAGCUGCUGCGGCUGCUGUAACACCGCUGGGCAAACCAGAGCGACGUAAACGCCUCAGCGUUGCUUUGAAGGAGAAGGAGAAACCAGUUGUUGAGCUUGAUGACGCUGAGAAUCCCAUCACUAAGCUCAUACAGCUGCAGCAGACGCGCAAGGAAAAGGAGCCCAUCUUCGAGUUGAUUGCCAAGAACGGCAAUGAGUCAUCUAGGCGCAGGGAAUUCGUCAUGGAGGUGUCUGCCAGUGGCAGCACUGCCCGAGGCACGGGCAACAGCAAAAAGCUGGCCAAACGCAAUGCGGCGCAAGCGCUGCUUGAGUUGCUGGAAUCAACGGAGCCAAGCAAUGGCGAUGCAGAGCACGGAGCCUUGGACAAUAAUGUGGCUAAUACGGCUGCAGCGGAGCCACCUGCAGUGAUGGAAGUCCCAAUGGUCUCUACGCCAGCUGGUCCUGUGCCCGGCAUCUUAAUUCUACGUCAGAACAAGAAACCAGCCAAGAAAAAAGAUGUGGUCGUUGUGAAAGAAAAAACGGAACCAGUCAAGGAAAAGGAAGCCAGAACAGAAGCUACAGCAACAGAGGAAACCAGCAGCAGCAACAACAACAAUAAUAGCAGUAGUAAUAGCAGCAGUAGCAGCAGCAGCGAGUCAAAUGCAAAUGAAGCUGUCAAUGGCAGUGAGAGUACACUGAAUACUUCCACGGGCAGCAACACAAGCGGCGUCAGCAGCAACAGCAGCAAUGCAAGUGGCGGUGGCGGUGGCGGCGCUGCUGGUGGCGGUGCUGAUGGUGGCGGCGGAGGUGGUGUGCAUAUGAAGGAGCAGCUAAUAUAUCUCAGUAAAUUGUUGGACUUUGAGGUGAACUUCUCGGACUAUCCCAAGGGCAAUCACAAUGAGUUUCUAACGAUUGUCACGCUGUCGACGAGUCCGCCACAGAUCUGUCAUGGCGUUGGCAAAAGCUGUGAGGAAUCGCAGAAUGCUGCCGCACGCAAUGCACUGAAGAUCUUAAGCGAACUGGGCCUAAACAAUGCCAAGAAAUAAGCCAAAACAAAUUAACCUACUAACUGCAAUUUUUGUUGCCAAUGAAAACGCAAAACAAAACAAAAAAAGAAACUUAAAAAUACCCGUCCACAAAUCAAACCUUAAAAACAAAAGCGAAAGUCAAAGUUAAAGUAAAUGAAAAACGAAAAUGGAAAAGGAAAAGGAAGCUGUAUGCAAAUUGGAAUCGAAAGGAAAGGAAAGGAAAGAAAUCAUUGCAAGAAACAGUACUUUUUGAAAUAGCAAAUUAUUAGUUAAUAUAUCCUAUUUAUUUAUUUAUGUGCAAGUGGGCGCAAUUUGCGUCGUUUGUUUUGUUAAAAACAUUGCGUAGAUUGCGCUGACUGCUGUUAUUAAUUUUAUUUAUUUGUUGUUGAAAAUUGAGAAAACGAUUGAACAGAUUCUGAGCCACGUCAACGCGCAACGAAAAUUCAACCAUGUUAAACAAAAAUAAUAUUGAAGAAACGAGAGAUUAAAAACAAUAACUGAAUAUAGCCUUAUAGAAUGAGAGUCACACAGAGAAAGAGUGAGAGACACGAGAGGAGAGAGCCAAGAAAUGUUGUUGCAGCAUGUUGCACACAUUAAUAUUUAUAGUUAAGAACAAAAAAAGUUUGUUAGGCACUUGAAUUGAAUUGAUGAACCUAUUUAAAAACUAUUAAAAAAUAAUAAUAAUAAUGAUAUAAAAGAAAUUUAUUAGCUGCAUGCGGCUGCUAAAAUGCUUAUGCGCAACGCUUUCAAAAAAUAAACACAAAAAUUUUGUUGCCACACAAAAACUCAAAAAGGAAAAAUCGAGAAGAGGAAAUCGUAAAACAAGCUAUGCAUUGCGCAAACACACUUGUGGAAAUUUUUAAUUUAUUUUUUCAAAGCCAAAAGCCAAUAUGAAAAACAAAAGAAGCAUAAGAACUGCUAUUGCUUGUGGUCAAUUGUAUGAUGGAACUCGUCGAAUAAUGAAUCUAUAUACAUAUAUAAAUAAAUAUCUAUAUAUGUAUAUAAUACUAUAAUUAUUAUACUUAUAUAAGCACUAACAAUUACAACUGGCAGCUAAACAAGUUUCGAUUGUUGUUUUUUGGCAAAUCGAAAUUUGUUGGGACCCAUCGAAAACCUGCAAACUUACAACAAUUUAUGGCAAUUGUGGUUGCUAUAAAUUGUGACAGUAUGGUGUCGUUGGGAUGUUAUUUGCUUGUGGUAUAGUAUAUAAAUAUAUAUCAAGAAGGAAAUACAAUUUACAUAAUCGUUAAUAAUUAUAAUUAAAUGUUUAAAAACCAUUUUGUAAAUGCUCAGUUUUUGGCGUAAUCCAACUAAAAACUGAGCAUCUUUAUGAAUAGCGUGUUGUUUAAAUGUCCCCCAUUUCUGUUUUUUGAUUGUUUAAUAUAUUUAUCUAUUUGUUUUAUCACACUGUCAUUGUCACUAUUAAUGUCUCAUGUUUACACACACACAGUUACAUAACAGUUUGUUCAUUAUUUUGUUAAAAAGAAAAAAUUGAUUGUACAAUAGCUUUUAAUGAUCCAGUAAACAGCACAGAAUUAAGCGUUAAGUUGCAUUAUGUCAAAUUGUAUUUUGUCGAAACGAUUCUCGUUGCAACAAUGUGCAUGAUUGAAAAAUUCAUUCAGAAAAUCGUACGAAAUCUAAGCAUAAGGCCUCAUUACGCACACGUUAAUAACACAUCCAGUAUUAAAAAACAUACAUAUACUCACACACACACACACCUUAAAUAAUCACAUACACCUUAAAUAUAUACGAAUAUAUAAAUACAUAUAACUACCUUAAAUCGUGCACAUUGUCUGCAUGCGUUGGAAGUCCCCCUUACCCCCAACUACGUCUACUAUGAUGGAACUGUUCGUUUUGUUAGAAGAUUUUGCAGUAACAAAAUCAGAUUAAACAUACACAAAUACUACAACAAAAAUUGUAUACUUUGCAAAAUCUUCACAAAAUUAAUUUGAAGUAAUAUAUAAUAUGUCAUAAUUAUGUUUAUAAAGGAGGAAACAAAACUAAUCUCUUCAUAAGACCAAAAAGAAACAAAAGGCAUCUGAAGUUGUUUAUACAGCAAAUAGACACACUCACAUUUAUUAGAUUUUAAGCCUGCCCAUAAACAUAAUUAUAAUGAUAACAACCACAACAACAACAAAUGGAACAACAACAAAUCUUAGUCUUUAAAUGAAAAUUCUCGACUUAUGUGCGUA
Messenger RNA from Drosophila sulfurigaster albostrigata, 5794 nucleotides. It is a transcript of the gene stau, whose product is annotated as maternal effect protein staufen. Bases 411 to 3620 code for a protein of 1069 amino acids. The record is from RefSeq and is a predicted model, not a curated record. NCBI's taxonomy places the organism in Eukaryota, Metazoa, Arthropoda, Insecta, Diptera, Drosophilidae. The transcript has 7 exons.